GUUCAUUAUGUUAUGAUUAUGUUUCAGUGAUUGUUUUAGGAGAGGAACGUUAUAUCGAGGACGGAAUUGUGUUCAGUUUUGUGAUUGAAAAUAAUGCCGCGUCAACGAUUGGCAAAGUUAGCUGGUUUGAUGAUUCCUUACAAGCAUGGAAUGCACAGGCCGUCCAAGAUGCUGGCUGGUACUGUUCAUCCGUCUAAUGUUCCAGACACUGUCAAAGUCGUGGUCACCAGGCAGAUUUUUCAUGAGUCCAUGAAACUUUCAUUACUGUCUCUGUUCAAUUGCAAUUUUCUCUCACAUUUUGAUUAUCAGUUUUACCCGGAGAAAGAAGCGAUAUACGUUAAGGACCCUGCAAAAGCAUGCAACAUUGGUGACAUUGUGUUGGUCAAGAAGCUUCCGGAACAGGCGAAUGAACGUGUUUCGCACGUCGUUCAAGAAGUAUUGUUUGCGUGCGGAGAUGUGACAGACCCUGUGACCGGGGAAAAAGUGUCCGGAUCUCAAUACAGAUUUAUGCUUGAUUUGGAGGACAAAAUGGUUCGUGAAGCGCUGAAAUCGGACACAUCUGCCAGAGAAUGCUUCAUCCGCGAGAAAGCGCCGAAGCGUGGGAGUACGGAACUCGACAAGAGCUACGAGGACGUUUACAUUCGUUACGAUGCUCGAAUAGAAGACGACCACGCUGUGGAUGCGCAGUAUCACAAACUCUGAUCUUUGAUAUUGUGAAUGAGAAGUAGUGCUGAUAAAACUUGUGAUUUCAUUCGUAAUAGGCAUUUGAAGUCCUGUUGGCUAAUUUUGAAAUCUUCCGAAACUGUCCGGUGCAUUCGUAUCGCCUCAAUUUUACCUCGCUUUGUUGGUUAUGAAUUUAGCGCUGAUGAGACUAUUUAUUUUAAAGUGACUCAGGUGGACUCAGCAACAAAAUUCAAGGGACCUGAAAUAAUCGUUGUAGGGAAUACCUAAAACAUCGGGAGAGACGCGUAUGGGACUCAAAGAAAAAAAAUUCUUCUGCUGAGAUAAUCGCUGUAGACAAGAUUGUUGUAGAGAGAGUCAACCUGUAAACAGCAAUUGAAUGCUAGACCAGUUUCUUUUAUGUAUGUUUUGGAGCCUAACAUUUUUUGUGCGUGAUAUCGCUUCAAUUUUUUAGCCUCUCGUGGUUUAAUUUAGGAUCUCUCUAAAUAUAGGAUUGACACGAUUUUAGGUCCGGGCUUGGGAUUGAGGCAAUACCUGUACGUAGUUCAUGAACCGGGUAUGAAA
Notodromas monacha is the source of this 1245-nucleotide messenger RNA. NCBI's taxonomy places the organism in Eukaryota, Metazoa, Arthropoda, Ostracoda, Podocopida, Cyprididae. The record is from the annotation of a GenBank genome assembly.